Messenger RNA from Micropterus salmoides (largemouth bass), 1732 nucleotides. Its product is annotated as solute carrier family 12 member 9-like. Gene Ontology annotation, biological process: chloride ion homeostasis; potassium ion import across plasma membrane; cell volume homeostasis. The record is from RefSeq and is a predicted model, not a curated record. Gene Ontology annotation, cellular component: membrane. NCBI's taxonomy places the organism in Eukaryota, Metazoa, Chordata, Actinopteri, Centrarchiformes, Centrarchidae. Gene Ontology annotation, molecular function: potassium:chloride symporter activity.
UUGUGGUAUUUCUGCCCUCCCCUUUGGAAGUCACAUGGGUGGAUUCUGCACUCCCGUGACACUUUUGAACAAAUAAUAGGGGGCGAGGCGUGCCAUGGCUGCUGUGUUGUUAUUGGGCAUUUCUCACAGCAUUCAGCUCAGCCCUGUCCAUCGGCCUGCUGCGGUUCCAUCUGACGGUCCACAGGGAGUCUGACCCGGGCAUUUUUUACCAGAGACACACCGCCGCACUCGGUGGGCCUCAAAGGGGAGUUUUGAAGCAAGAAGUGGGUGGAACUGUCUGGAGAAGGUUCAGCGGGGGCAAGCAGACAGUCUCUUCUCACCAACCAUGUCAAACGAACGCACCCCUUUGAUCACCUCAGGCCUGUGUGGUCUGACCACAGUGGCAUGCGUCGCGAGGUCGGACAUCACCCCUGAAUCCAGCUCUGGGACACCAAGUAAAGACCCUCGAAAACUGAACACUUUUUUUGGGGUGAUGGUGCCAACCAUCCUCUCCAUGUUCAGCAUCGUGCUGUUUCUGAGAACUGGGUUUGUGGUUGGUCAUGCUGGGCUGUUACAGGGUCUUUUAAUGUUGAUUGUAGCCUACACCAUUAUAUCUCUUACAAUAUUGUCCAUCUGUGCCAUUUCCACAAAUGGUGCCAUACAAGGUGGUGGGGCCUACUACAUGAUAAGUCGGUCUCUAGGCCCAGAGUUUGGAGGAAGCAUCGGUUUGAUGUUCUUCCUGGCCAAAGUGUGUGCAUGUGGAGAAUAUGUCCUUGGUCUUGUGGAGGCGAUACUUGACGUAUUUGGUGUGGAUCCUGAGUCAUCUGUGUCCGGGGGGGUGCGGGUGCUUCCUCAGGGUUACUGGUACACAGUGCUGUACUCCUCUGUAAUCCUCCUGCUCUGUCUGCUUGUCUGCCUGGUGGGCGCCCACAUCUACUCCCGCACCGCCUUCGCCAUCCUGCUGGUGGUCACUGUAUCCUUGCUGUCCAUCUUCAUCAGUUCUGUGGCGGUCAAACCUCGUGAUUUUGUCAUUACCCACCGGGGGUCCGGCAACCAGACCCUCCACUACAACGCCAGCUAUACGGGCUUCAAUGCUACCACUCUGAGAAACAACCUGGGCUCUGGUUACACUCUGGACUACAGCACCAACUCUGUCAUGUCUUUUGCCACCGUGUUUGCCGUCAUGUUUACCAGCUGCACUGGGAUCAUGGCCGGAGCGAACAUGUCAGGGGAGCUGAAGACUCCGAGUGUUUCCAUCCCUAAUGGCACCAUCGUAGCUGUCUUUUACACCUUCACAGUCUACAUCCUCCUCUUCAUUUUGGUCAGCGCCACCUGUGACAGGACCCUGUUGAUCCAGGAUUAUGGGUUCCUCCAGAAAAUAAACAUCUGGCCGCCGUUUGUCACCAUCGGGAUAUACUGCGCCUCUCUGUCAGCCGCAAUGUGUGCUAUGAUCGGAGCGUCUCGUAUCCUCCACGCUCUUGCUCUGGAUCACCUCUUCGGUCUGCCAUUAGCCCCGGCUGCCAUGAUGUCAACCUCGGGGAAUCCGUGGGUGGCAGUGCUGUACACCUGGGGUCUGGCACAGUGUGUGGUGUUUGCAGGCCAGCUCAACGCUAUAGCAAGCUUGGUGACUGUUUUCUACUUGCUUGCCUACGCUGCUGUUGACCUGGCGUGUUUGGCUCUUGAGUGGGCGUCGGCACCAAAUUUCAGACCGACCUUCCAGCUCUUCUCCUGGCACACCUGCCUGCUGGGGAUU